Zootermopsis nevadensis is the source of this 717-nucleotide messenger RNA. RefSeq names its product vacuolar protein sorting 20 (gene Vps20). Gene Ontology annotation, cellular component: multivesicular body; ESCRT III complex. Lineage: Eukaryota; Metazoa; Arthropoda; Insecta; Blattodea; Termopsidae. The record is from RefSeq and is a predicted model, not a curated record. Gene Ontology annotation, biological process: late endosome to vacuole transport via multivesicular body sorting pathway; vesicle budding from membrane.
AACACAUGUUGGCUAACCUGAUAAUCAGCUGUUUCAAAAGCGACGUGUUCGGGUUGUCGGUUAUUGAUACACGAGGAAUGUAUAAUAUUGGUAGUGUUUGUGUAACGUAAGUUUUUAUAAACCUCGUCAUUGAUAAUGGGAGCAUUAUUUGGGAAAAGUAAGAAGCAACAGAGUAGAGUUACAGAACAUGAUAAAGCUGUUUUGCAACUUAAGCAACAGCGGGAUGAAAUAAAGCAGUAUCAGAAGAGAAUAGAGAAGAACCUGGAAAAAGAUAAACAGCUUGCAUGCAAGCUACUGCAAGCUGGAAAGAAAGAACGUGCAAAGUUACUGCUGAGGAAAAAGAGGUUCCAGGAACAAAUUCUUCAAAGGACUGAUAUCCAACUGGAGAACUUGGAAUUUCUUGUACAUGAUUUAGAAUUCUGUCAAAUUGAGAUGCAGGUUAUAAAUGGGUUGAAGGUAGGCAACGAAGCCUUGAAGAAAAUACAUGAAGUUUUGAAUGUUGAAGAAGUGGAAAAGAUUCUGGAUGAGACAAGAGAAGGAGUAGAGAAGCAACAGGAGAUUGAUGACCUGCUGGCUGGAGCUCUGACACCUGAGGAUGAAGAAGCGGUGGAGGAAGAACUGGAGCAAAUUAUCCAGGCUGAGAUGCCGGAUGUUCCUCAGGAGGAGCCUACCCAGCAAGACUGUUUCAUAGAGACACUGCUUAUUCAGGACAUUUAA